ACGUAUUAUGCAGUCAAACUAUCGGGAGAAGUUACUAGCAUUAACCCUUCUAAAUUUCGCACGGAUGCGCAGGCUGAUCAUGAUCCACACUGGUCACAAAGGCAGAAUCAAUCGUGUCCAGCAUGAUAAGGGUUAAAUGAGUUUCCACUGUUGCCUUGAGUAUUUUGAAAUACAAAGGUAUUAUUAUUUGAAAAAAAUAGGCGAAUAGUUUCACCUAGUGCAUACUUCACUUCUUUGCAUUUCAUGCUGUCAAUUCAGUUGCAUAUGCAGUGAAAAUAGUUAGAUUUCGUAUUCAUGAAAUACGUUUUAGAGAUUAAAAUAAAUUAUUAAAUGAUUAUUGCCCACCUAGUGUUAACUGUCAUAUCGUGACUGACUUGGGGCGCAUGCGUAUAUUCUAUAGCAUGAUAUUAGACGUAAACGUUAGUACUAAUGAGAAAUGUUACUUUUUUCGCAAAUAUGAGCUGUAACUGUAUGAAUGGAUGACCGUUUCUGUUUUGACUGUCAUCAUUUUUAGACCCAAAAUGAACUUUUUAGGAGACAGGAAUUUUAUCCAAACAAUAAUUUAUUUGACAAAAAAUUGCACAUUGAUUAUUUUACGAGCAUAACUAACAAACCCAAUAUAAAUGCCUAUAUAAGCAACGACGACAAUUCCUCUUAUUAUCAUUGAAGAAAAACAAAUAGUAAUUUAACCUUAUAAGCUUAUCAGAUUUCUGUGCGCGAGACUUCCACAUGCUGACAAGUUCGCAACUUACAAGAAAUCGUGCAAGAAUGAAGCGAAUCACUGACAUGUUGGAAUUUCUGCCUCAUGGUUCCGUUACGAGCACGUGUAUUGUCGGUCUGGUUGCCGGGCUCAUCGUGUAUUGGGCGAUACAAAAGUGGAAGUACAAGUAUCCACCAGGACCCUCUGGACUCCCUCUCCUAGGAAAUGCAUUGCAAAUAGAUCAAGCUAAGCUGCACGAGCAAGCGUUUGAAUGGUCAAAGAAAUUCGGACCGGUGAUAACAGUCGGCACAGGGCCUAUUCCAACUGUGAUUGUGAAUACACUAGAAACUGCAAUGGAAGUGCUUGUGAAAAGGUCAACAGAUUUUGCUGGACGGCAGCAUUCACCUUCUAUCGACGCAUUUAGCUACGGAGGAAAAGACAUCGCCAUGGCCGACCAUGGCCCAACAUGGAAGCUUCACAGGAAAAUUGCAUCGAAAGCUUUACGUCAUUAUAUGCAAGGUGAUGCUUUACAAAAUCGAGUUCAUGAUGCAGUCGAAACAACCUUGUUUGAGAUUGACCAACUAUCUGGAGAGUUCGAUCCGUCAGAAUAUAUCAACUUUAUAGUUGGAAAUAUACUCACAGGACUUUGUUUCGGAGGAAAGUACAGCUUUAAGGAUAAAGAAGUCAACUACAUUCUUGAGAAGGAAGACAAUGCUUUCAAAGAUCUUGGCUUAGGGACAUGGGAAGAUUUUAUUCCAGGACUUAAAUAUGUCUACAAGUCAAACACGUUUAAGAUGAUAGAAGAAUUCUUGGAAGACGUGGUCAGUGGUUAUUUAACUAACAAACUGAGAGAGGCUGAGAAAACAUUUGAUAAAGACAACGUCCGUCAUUUCACAGACACUCUUAUCUUAGCCCGUAUGGAAGCUAUGGAAGAAGAGGGUGCAGAAAAACUGAAGUCGCUAACCGACCAACAUCUGGUGCAGACGCUAUCCGAUAUUUUCUUUGCUGGUAUAGACACGUCAAGAUUUACCUUGAGUGGUGCAAUACUUCACAUGGUGGCCUUUCCUGACAUACAAGAAAAGGUGCAAGAAGAAAUUGACAGAGUUGUUGGCAGGGAUAAACUCCCUGGCAUUAAUGACAGGCCUAAUCUUGGUUACACGGAAGCUGUGUUGCAUGAAAGCAUGCGCCUGGGAACAGUAGCUCCAUUAGGAUUACCACAUAUGACUUUGUGUGACACUGAAGUUGCUGGUUACAGGAUACCAAAGGGUACAACUGUUAUAAUAAAUCACUGGGCCCUACAUCAUGACCCAGACGCUUGGGACGAUGUUGAUCGCUUCAUUCCAGAACGAUUUUUAGACGAGAAUGGAAAGCUGGGACCUAAACCAAAGAACUGGUUGCCAUUUUCAGCGGGAAAAAGAGUAUGCCUCGGUGAAUUCGUAGCAAAACCGGAACUGCAUUUGAUAUUUGCAAGCUUGAUGCAGCGUUAUAAGUGGAGAAUGAUUUCUGGGAAGUGCCCGGAUUUAGCGCAAGUUGGCGGUGCAAAUGGUCUCAUCUACAAGCCGUAUAAGGUCAUCGUAGAAAAGAGAAUUGAAAUGAAACAGAAGAAUGAGGCUUAAAUAAGUUACAAUGUGCUUAAAUAUAUACUCAGAAUUGUUUUCAUGCAUUGUUUUGUAUGUAUUUCAAAUGUCUUAGUAGUUCAUUCAUAAUGGAAGUUUUUGAUCUAUUAUUUCGUCUACAGGUAUUCACACACUACUGUAGUAACAUUAUGUCUAGUGAUAAACCGAUUUGUGAUACACAUGUAUGAGAUACAAUGUGUCUUUCUUUCAAAUAGAUAGAUAUAAAUGUCAGACAAAUAACAGAAUCUAAUUACAACUUUUAGUAAACGAAUUCAACCAAACAGUUCGUCUGCUUAAAGCAACACUGCAUUUAUCAGUUAGAAAAUUUUACCACUAAUUCAGAAAUUAUAUAUCAGAAAUAAUAUAUUUGCUUUUAAUGGAGAAUUAAAGAGGUCUAAUCCAUUUUAGGUACUGUAAACAAUGAUAAAAUUGUGUUGGGAAAUGUUUUGAAAUGACGUGAAUAAAGAAAUCAUACGAUGUCUCAGAAAUUUCAGCAGUGUGUGUAUCUUUAGUCCUACAAAUACUGCAGACUUUUCGUACAUUUGCAAGUCGUCCAUACAUGUUUGCGCUGUUAACACACGGGUUAUAGCUUUAUCAGAUCAAGUGAUUCCGAUGAAUUUAACGCAGAACAGAUGGAGAAAUAUGGCCGAAUUUAAAAAUUUCCGGUCUUGUAUGUAUGAUUUAAAGGAAUUUCCACCAGAAUUGAAUGAAAAUAAUGGGUGCACCUGAAGUGCUAGACUUACAAAGUCCGUUGAGAUCAAGUUAUCUGUAAUAAAGUUUAUUCUUUCUUCAUACUGACACUAAUAUUUUCCAAGAAAAAAACAUUUUCUCUCUAGGCUCAUCUCAACAGAGUCAGAGGUUAGAGAUAUUGUAAAUUUUUUAGAAUGUGCUAUCAAAGAGGAUUGAUUUUAUGGCCAAGUGCUUUACAUUUAAUGACUCUAACGACUGAUGCCAGUCUACUGAAGUGCAAAUGACUCCGUUUCUUAGCACAUGUGUCCAUUUAGCUGAGAUUUGUGUCGUUUAUUCAAGCACUACUGUACAGCCAGGCGGGGCGUGGGGGGGGGGAUUUUUUUUUCUCGAGUUUUUGACAUUUUGACAAUAUCGCAUCAUAUAUAUUGCUUAUCGGGAACAAGUAAUUAUUAAAACACUUCUUAUCUAAAAGGCUGUCUCUUAAACAAAGCAUGUGUAUUUUCAUAGAAUUAUUCAGAUUUGUUUCAGAAAUAUCGACCGAAAACCUAUCGCAACGCAGUUUCAGGUGGGUCGCUAUGCAACAUAGUCAAAUGGAUACCUUUCUUUGCCGGACCGUCACUCUCUUAUAAAAUGUCAUUCAUGAUCUAUGUUAACCUCAUAUUUACCAUUAAUGCACACUAAAUUUCAUGUGAAUGUACUUACAGUUAUUUUUCCUGCUAAAAUAAAGUUUUCCGUUCAACUUG
Messenger RNA from Mercenaria mercenaria, 3749 nucleotides. Its product is annotated as steroid 17-alpha-hydroxylase/17,20 lyase-like. Gene Ontology annotation, molecular function: iron ion binding; steroid 17-alpha-monooxygenase activity; heme binding. Gene Ontology annotation, biological process: progesterone metabolic process; hormone biosynthetic process. The transcript has 11 exons. The record is from RefSeq and is a predicted model, not a curated record. NCBI's taxonomy places the organism in Eukaryota, Metazoa, Mollusca, Bivalvia, Venerida, Veneridae. Bases 730 to 2316 code for a protein of 528 amino acids.